Messenger RNA from Plectropomus leopardus (leopard coralgrouper), 582 nucleotides. Lineage: Eukaryota; Metazoa; Chordata; Actinopteri; Perciformes; Serranidae. The record is from RefSeq and is a predicted model, not a curated record.
AUCUGCCUCUGCGUCAGGUGGUUGGAGAGGAGUGUGUCGCCUUCAUGUUGAACUGGAGGGAGAACGAUUACCUGACUCUGCAGGUGCCGCCAUCUCUGGUCAUGAACAACCCGUAUAUCAAGCUCGGUCAGCUCCUGGCUUCAACAUGCAAAGAGCUCCCCGGUCCCAAAGAGUGCCGGCGCACAGCCAAGGAGCUGUGGGACGUGGUGGUGCAGAUCUGCAGCGUGUCCAUCCAGCACAAGAGGAACAGCGACGGCAGAGUGGGCCUCAUUAAACAGAGGGAGUCCUCCAUGGGCAUCCUGUAUCGGAGCAAAUUCAUCACUUUCAUCAAGAAACUUAGAGAGCCGCUGGUGCUGACAACCCUCAUCUCUCUGUUCGUGAGGCUCCACAGCAUAGUGCGGGAUGAUAUUGUAAAUGAAGUAACAGCAGAGCACCUCUCCAUCUGGCCAUCUACUCUUCCAAACAUACAGGCAGUGGACGUGGAAGCUGUGGCCGUGACGGUCAAAGAGCUGGUGUCCUACGCUCUCACACUGAAUCCUAACAACCAGUCGUGGCUCAUCACGCAGGCAGAUAUCUAUUUCG